AUGGCCACUUCGACGACGACGACAACGACCAGUGGAGGAGGUGGAUCGCCCGCGGCAUCGUUGACGAACUUCUUCAACACCCAUCGUCGAGCGGUGCUCGUCACCCUCGCCGUCACGAUCGGGGCCACUGGUGCAUACUACUACAGCUCCUCGGCACCGAGUUCGGGUCGAGGUCGAGCAGGAUCGGCGGGACGAGGCUCAGCAUCGUCGUCGUCGUCGAACAAGAACGGCGGUGAGGGAUCGGGCAGUGGAAGCGGCGACGAGGCGGCCAAGAAGAGGAAGAAGAAGAGCAAAAAGCCAAAGACUCGCACCGCCACGCCCACCACAGCCGAUGAGGGCACCUCCAACACCUCUUCUUCCCAGCUCGGCAUCCCUUCUCCCCAGGGUGAAGGUGGAGAGCAAGGUCGGUCAGCGAAACACGGCAUGGCGCUGCGCCGCCGGGGGUUACCCUCACCCUUACCGAGCUCAUCUUUCCGAUAUCACACUCCACCCAGACCCCUCUGAAGCAGAUAUUGAGAUCAUGGAUCCAGAGGUGAGCGGUGCAGACACAAGACGCUUCGACGCAGCGCAAAGCAAAGCGCCAGCGCCGACACUGACACUCGUCCAUCUCUGCUUGCAGCAACGAACCAAACUCGCCCUGACGCUCAAAGCGAAGGGUAACAAGCUCUACUCGGGCAAAAAGUACAGCGAAGCGAUCGCAUGCUACUCGCGGGCGAUCGCCUGCGAGGAGCAAGCCGUUUUCUACUCGAACCGAGCCGCCUGUGCGUACCUCACUCUACGGCUGCGUUGGAUCCACAAGCUGACCUGAGAUACACGCUACAAUUGAGAACAGGCUACACCAACUUGAACGAGCAGGAGAACGUCAUCGAGGACUGCACCUCGGCGUUGCGACUGGAUCCGAGCUACAUCAAAGCCCUCAACCGACGAGCGACAGCUCACGAAUCCAUCGGGGGCAUCGAUCACCUGUACCAAGCGCUGUGUGGUACGUAUUGCAUUGGCGGGAGAAAGUCCCUUCGGAGAGGAAUGCAUGGCGCUGACUAGGACACGUCUGGUCUCCUUUACCCUGCGCGCAGACUUCACCGCCGCGGCCAUCAUCGACAACUUUUCGACCGAAUCGACCCAAGUCUCGGUCGAACGCGUGAUGAAGAAGUUGGCGGGUGAAAAGGCGACGAUCGCGCUCAAGGACCGGGAGCCCCGAUUGCCGUCACCUACCUUCAUCAAGGCGUACCUCGAGGCAUUCCGACCUCGUGAGUCCUUGAGCUAGAUCAACGGCCCCUGCGGUCCAUGCGCUGAUCUUGUCCUGGUGUACAGAACCCGACCCCGAGGACCCCGAGGACCCGUCUCAAGGUGACCAAACCCUCAAGCUCGCCUUUGAGGCCUUGCACGCCAAGGACUUCGUUCACGCCCUGAGCUAUUUCAACGAGGCGAUCGAGCAAGGCAUUUCGACCAACGAGGGCAAGGCCGCGGCGCUCAACAUGCGUGCCACGUUCCGUUUCAUCAUGUCCGACGCACCUGCCGCUUUGGUCGACCUCGACGAAGCGACGUCGCUUUCGCCGACGGGCACGCAGAGUUGGGUCAAGAAGGCGAGCGUGCACAUGGAGCUUGGGCAGCCGGAGGAGGCGUUCCGGGACUUUGACAGAGCGUCAGCCAUCGACCCCGAAAACGCUGAUGUGUGAGUGCUGAUGAAGUUCAAGGUUCAACCUUAUCGGCUGCAACUACUGAUGUACGCGUUCUCCCAGUUACUACCACCGCGGCCAAGUUUACUUCAUCACCGGUGAAUUCGACAAGGCCAUCACCGAAUACCGUCGUUCAAGCGAGAUCGACCCGAGCUUCAUUUUCUCCCACAUCCAACUCGCAGUCGCAAACUACAAGAACGAGGCCGUCGAGAAGGCGAUGCACCAGUUCCGCAAGUUUCUCAAGGACUACCCCAGGAGCCCCGAGGUGUUCAACUACUAUGGCGAGCUGCUGCUCGACCAGCAAAAGUAUGAGGAGGCGGUGCAGAACUUUGAAAAGUCGAUCCAACUGGAUAAGAACUCGUGAGUUUGCUCAGCCAUAUAUUGGCGAAUAGAUUGAGCAGUGGGUGUGACACAUAAUUGUCCUUCCCCCCACAGCGUCCCUCGCAACGCUCUGUACGUGACCAACCUCUCUCAUGGACCUUGCAGCUUUAUCCGUUGACUAACGAGCACGCUCGUCAUUUCGAACUCAAUAGACCUCUUGUCAAUAAGGCCUUGGCUGUCUUCCAGUGGAAGCAAGACUUUGCACAAGCGGAGAAAAUCUGCCGCGAGGCACUCGAGAUCGGUAAGUCCCCUCUUGCCUUUCACCUUGCUCGCCACAACCGUCUGACCCAGAAUGUAUAUCCCAUUGCCGUAGAUGAGCAAUGCGAUGUCGCCGUGGCUACUUUAGCGCAGCUCUUGCUGCAGCAGAACAAGGUUCACGACGCUGUUAAGAUGUUCGAGCUGAGCGCGCAAGUGAGCCGCACCGAACCCGAGCUGAUCAACGCCCUCACCUAUGAAUGCGUAAGUGCAGCAUUAUGAACUGUUACGGUUCACGACCGACUCACGUAUACACGAAUUUUCUUGUUCCACUCUUAGGCUACUCGAGCCCAAAUCGCUUUCAUCGACGCGUAUCCAUCCUACGCAGAAAAGGUAUGCGCGGGCUUGGCCCCAUUCCAUUGCCGGUGUCACAUAAACGAGUUGCUGACGUACCGCGAAUAUCUCUCGUUUCUCACAGCUCGGCUUGAACCGGAGUGCUCCUACCGCUUGA
Molecule: messenger RNA, 2763 nt
Organism: Microbotryum saponariae
Lineage: Eukaryota; Fungi; Basidiomycota; Microbotryomycetes; Microbotryales; Microbotryaceae
Source: the annotation of a GenBank genome assembly